This is a messenger RNA of Diorhabda carinulata, 2916 nucleotides long. Its product is annotated as zinc finger protein OZF-like. Bases 131 to 1465 code for a protein of 444 amino acids. Lineage: Eukaryota; Metazoa; Arthropoda; Insecta; Coleoptera; Chrysomelidae. The record is from RefSeq and is a predicted model, not a curated record. The transcript has 2 exons. Gene Ontology annotation, cellular component: nucleus.
AAUACAGAAGAAGAAGAAUUAAUUCUUGGUUUUGUUGAUUUCUCCAAUCUCGUUCACACGAAGUAGAAAAUUGAAUAGGGAUUUAUUAGGAAAGAAAUAUAUAGAUAUCCACGAUAAUUUUGUGUAUGUUAUGGACGUUAAACAAGAAAUGAUUGACGAAGUACCUAUAAGCAACAUUGAAAAUAUAAAUGGGAAAGUCUAUAGAAUGCAUACAAUUAAACAAAAAAUAAAUUAUGACUCAAAUAAGGUUAGAAAAGUAUUUAAUUCUGUUGAUGUAGUUAGAACAAAAAGGAAUAUUCUCUAUACAAACAACUUCAAACAUUCAAAAGUUAAAUGUAGGAAGAAAACCAAAUCACCAGUUACAGAACUACUAAGAAAUAAGAAAUGUAUUGAACCCAAUUCUAAGGGAUUAAUGAUAUGUGUUUAUUGUGGCAAUUUAUACACGAAACAAGUAGAAUUUUUAUAUCACAUUUCAAAAAAUCAUUGCAUAAAGAAAAAAAAUAUUAAACUUCACCAUAAAAGUAGAAAUGAUACUUGUAUUAUGGGAAAUCUUGAUAUAAAAGAUGAAUUCGAAGUAGUCGAACAUAAAUUAAAAAUGGAGUUGCAGGAAAUCACGAAUCAGUUCGAUGUUACUGAUAAUAAUCUAAGCUCAAAUGUACACAAGGAAGGAAGUAAAUCAAAUAUAUAUUUGGGAACUCCCAAACGCUUAAAACCAUUUGAUUGCAUCAUUUGUCCAAAAUCUUUUACCUGUAAAAGUAGUUUAAAUAAACAUUCUCGUAUUCAUACAGGAGAAAAACUUUUCGAAUGUGUUAUUUGCACGAAAUCUUUUCCAUAUAAAAUUAGUCUCAACAAACAUUUAGUUAUGCACACAGGAGAAAAGCCAUUUAAAUGUGAAAUUUGUUUGAAAACAUUUUCUCAUAAAAGUAACUUAAAUACGCAUGCGCGUAGUCACAAAGGGGAAAAGCCCUUCAAAUGUGACGUUUGUUUGACGACUUUCUCCCAUAAAAGUAAUUCAAAUACGCAUAUUAUGCUCAAGCACACAGGAGAAAAGCCAUACGAAUGUGAAAUUUGUUUGAAAACGUUCUCGAAAAAAGAAAGUUUGAAUAUACAUUUCCGUCGACAUACUGGAGAAAAGCCAUUCAAAUGUGACGUUUGUUCGAAAACUUUCUCACAGAACAGUGGUUUGAUUGCACAUGUACGUAUUCAUACUGGAGAGAAGCCAUUUAAAUGCAAGAUUUGUUUGAAAUCAUUUUCUGAUAAAAGUAAUUUUAAUGUACAUAUGCGCAGUCACACAGAAGAACACCCAUUCAAAUGUGACGUCUGCUCGAAAACUUUCUUACAAAAAAUUCAUUUAAUUACACAUUUACGUGGUUACAUUGGAGUAAAGCCGUUCAAAUGUGACAUUUGUUCCAAAAAUUUCUUACAUAAAAAGUCUUUAAAUAAACAUUUGAAUAACCAUAAGUAAAUAAUUCAAAAAAACAUAUUUUGCUAAUAUGAUGGCUAAAAUUACUAAUCAGUGUAUACGAAUUUAAUCUACAGGGUGUUUCGAAAAAAGGUGAUCCCGUCUCUAGGAUAGAGAUAUUUCGUAAAUUCAUCCGUAUUCAAGAUAAACGGCGUUGAAGAAAAAAAAAUUAUAAACAUUUUUUACGAUUUUGCAACAACUAUUGGCAACAUUGUAUUGAAAUCUUAUGCAAAUAUGUUUUGGAAGCUGAUACAUUCGAUGAAUUUGAUUUUAUGUCUGACUCUCAUAGAGGGCGCAUUUUCAUUAGCACUUUUUACCUCGUAUUUCUUACGCCAGUCGCAUAUUCUUUUUCGUAUCUUUUCGAAGAUUUAAUUGGAAUAAUUUGCUUCCGCUAUUUUCUCAGCAAUCUUAUUUGAAUUAACAGCCAUUCUUUCUGAAAAUAUUUUUUCUGCCUUUGUAUAUAAUGUAACCUUAACGACUUCUGUUAAUUUUUAUUUUUUACCUGUUACAGACAAAAGGAAUCUUGUUUUUCAACACACUUAAUCCCGUAAUAAUUACAUACCCUUCAAUUUGGACCUACUCUCUAUGCGCUUCUUUUUAGGCAAUGUACGGAGGUCGAGAAAAAAUUUACCGUGUUUAAUGCUAAUUUUACGCUACAUUCCAAAAUUUGAUGUUAGGUUAAUAAUGUUCUUUUAUUUAAUUAACGUCAGACUGAGUUAGUUUCAGACUUUCUACUGAGCAUUAACUUACAUUAAACAACAUUUUUAAUUGUUGAUUAUACAGAUUAUUUAUUUACUUUUUCCCUGAGGAGUCAUUAAUUUUCUUUUUUAUCGACAUUAAUACCUAUUGAAUGAAUACAAUAAUUUUCAAUUUUUCAAUGAAUUUAGAAACCACACCACCAUACUGAAACACAUACGAUAUGUAUAAAAUAUCAUUUUUGGUAAAAAUGGCACUUACGAUAGUCUGUUAAAAAGGUAUCGAUAUAGAAAUGUUCUUUCAGACAAGUGUUUAUAGAAAUAAUGUAGACAAAGGUACGAAAUGAAUAAUAAUAAAACAAUAAGCUCGAAAUAUAUCCAUUUGAUCAGUACUUUGGAAUCUGCUGACAAUGUAAAUACUAUUUAUUGCUAUUUGGAAUCGUCUGGUAGUGUCACAUUUUCAUAUAAUAACAUUGGUAUCUAAGAGAAAAACAAUUCAAAUCCAUAAAUAUUCAGUUAUUUCUCUGCUUACCAAACAAGAUACACAAUAUCAAUUACAGAUUGUAAUAGAGCAAUCUUUCCAUUCAAAAUAUGUAUAAUUAUGUGUAUAUAAACUACAAUAUUAAUAAAAAUCAAAUAGAAUAGAACGUUAUGUUUGAUUAAUAUAUUAUGGUCUGCAAAUUGUUUAAAUAGGUAUAGAAAUUUAGUUCAUAAUACUUUGUAACUUUUUAUUUUCUAAAAUAUACUUUCUUUAAACUA